AUGUUGCGUUUUGGCGCUUGUGUUGCACCUUCUGGCUCUGUUUGCUGUGGUGUUCCUGUUUGUGCUGGUUCUGUGAAAACUGGCAUUAUUACCCCCGAUCAGUCUCGCCCGAUGACUGACAGGGAUUUUAAUAAGUUCACGCUGAAUGAUAUUGCAUUCUUGCGUGCUACUCUUUUUUCUGAUCCUCUACAUCGUUCGGACCUUCUGGCGAUCUGUACUGCGAUUCUCACGAUCGCGGGAGUUUUGUUGAUGCAGUCUUGCAGCACUACUAAAGCUACUAUCAUGUCUGCUCGUGAUGCUGCCAGUACUACCAUUACUAUUACUACAGCUAACCCCGUUUCUGCUGAUACGAAAGUAGAUGCUAACGGUACUAUUAACCCUAUUAAGUGA
This is a messenger RNA of Cylicocyclus nassatus, 390 nucleotides long. NCBI's taxonomy places the organism in Eukaryota, Metazoa, Nematoda, Chromadorea, Rhabditida, Strongylidae. The record is from the annotation of a GenBank genome assembly.